AUGACCUUAGAAAGAGGAGACAUUAGUGCUAUUAGUGUGAAGAAGAUUCGCCUGUUUUGGGUAUUGGCUGAACAAGAGCUGUUUUCCAACUAUUCGGAAAGAGCCCAGAAGGACAGAAUAGAUGUAAAAGCUUACUCAGUCGUUUUGCUACAACUAUUUAACGAAACUAAUAUUCUCUAUCAAAGCAAACAUUUUCUCGUCGUAAAUAAGCCUCCAGAUAUUCUUAUUAACAGUAAUGAUUGUACGAAGAGCACAGUCCAAACAAUGUUAAGAAAUCAAUUCCCGGACUUAAGUAAUCCCAAGCUAACACACGAAUUCUACUUCGCUCAUCGUCUGGACUUUUCCACGAGUGGAAUUCUUUGUAUACCACUUCAUAAACAAGCUUGUGCCUCACUUAGUAAAUCAUUCGAAAAUCACAAAUGCAAGAAGUAUUACAUUGCAAUUGUUAAUGGGCAUGUUGCAGAGAGACAAGACAAAAGUUUGGAUAUCAAUCUUGCCAUAGGUGAAGAUAUCCGAUUUGAAAGUACAAGUAAGAAAAUGUGCACUGAGUUCGAGUCAGAAUUCUGUAAGAAUCCCCGCAAGUCACAAACCCAUCUGAGAGUACUCGCUCUUGGAAACUACAAAAACCGAAAAAUCUCCAAGGUCCUUCUACAACCUAUCACCGGCCGAAGACAUCAAUUGCGACUCCAUUGCUCUGCAAUUGGUCAUCCAAUACUUGGCGAUUUUACUUAUGGAUCCCAAGAAGAUCGCAAAAUGCAUCGCAUGUAUUUGCACGCAAUCAGAAUCAUAGCUCCAAAUGAGUAUGAAGACUUACAUAUUCAUACUGAUGAUCCUUUCAUUGAUCCAGAUUUUUGUUUCGAGGCUGUCCAACAUUCAUCAGUUCUGAACGAAAAGAAUUUCGACGAUAUGCUAUAACUGGUAACAAAAUAAAACUUUAUUUUGGGUUUUUCCAAGUAGAAAAUAAGAGAAAACCAACUCGUGAUAUAAAUUUUAAUAGUUAUUAAUUUAUUCGCUUACAAAAACUAAGGUAACAAAGAUUUUUUUUAAUAAAUAAAUACACUCACUGGAACAAA
Messenger RNA from Eupeodes corollae, 1073 nucleotides. RefSeq names its product RNA pseudouridylate synthase domain-containing protein 1-like. NCBI's taxonomy places the organism in Eukaryota, Metazoa, Arthropoda, Insecta, Diptera, Syrphidae. Gene Ontology annotation, biological process: pseudouridine synthesis. The transcript is spliced from 6 exons. The coding region runs from base 1 to 915 and encodes 304 amino acids. The record is from RefSeq and is a predicted model, not a curated record. Gene Ontology annotation, molecular function: RNA binding; pseudouridine synthase activity.